CAAAGUGGCCGGAGUUGUUGACUUGAAAAUCAGGUGUGGACCCUCUGCACGGUAAUCGGACCUGUGCUGCCGCAGAGGUUCCCUGACCAGGGUUGGGACGAUUUGCCUCUUCUCCGAAAGACUCUGGCUUGGCCUCAAUUUUAGGGGCCCCAGGCUUGAUUCCCAAAAUGUGCCUGUGUACGCUCCCAGCCCGGGCAUCCUCCGGCGAAGGGCGGUGGGCAGCUAGGCGGGCCCCAAACGCCUGGGCGCCCGCUCGGCCCCUGGCUGCCAGCACUUUCCUACAACCUGCCUCAACCAUCCCGGCCGGCCGCGGCUACCCGUCUACACUGCGGGCCAAGGCUGCCUGCUUCACUAAACGUCCUCCCCUAGGGCUCCUGCGGGCCAGCGCCUGGCGAGGCGGGUCUCUCUUUUAACUCUUUGGGGGUCAUUUGCCACACCCUAACUUUCUGCCACUUUGCCAGGGGCGGAAAAGGAGUCCCGCCUCCGGGCCGAGUUUGCCCCGCAGCCCCGCGGUCUCGGCGUCGCCGACGUCUGAGCCCUACCUGCGACUUCCUAAGGAGGCUUGGGAGGGGGCUGGAAGCGCGCUGCUAAGCCAGGGCUGCGAGGGCGAGUGGCCACCCCAAAGCUGCUUCCUUCCUCCCAUUUGGAGAGCCCAGCUCGGAGCUGUCCUUCCCUCCCGGGGCCUGGAAAGGGUUAAGUGAGGUGGGCCUGGCUCCCGGCCCCCUCUCGUUCCGGCUGGGAUUCCAGGCCCCGAUCCUGCCGGCCCAGAACAAAGGCCCUUUCACACCCAUGUCCCAGUGUCCCAGGCUGUCUCUGAGUCAGAAGCUGGUGGCACUGGGGGCAACCCCUCACCCCCAGCAACUCGGCCCGAGGACCCCGCGUGGCGCCGGCGUGGGGGAGUAAGGGGCGAGGCCCGCGGACCAGGAGGAGGGGCCUGAGAGCUGGGGCCGCCCCCGGGAUCAGCCCUGCCUUCAGGGGCCAACGCCGUGGAGCCGGGGCGGAGCCGCAGGGCCCGGCUGGGCCGCCGAGCGAGCGAGCGAGCGAGUGAGCCUGGAGCCAGGGAGCAGUGGGAGGAGGAACUGUGGGGCCCCUCUGGAGGGCUCAGCCGGGGAAGGGGCGCUGGGGCGCACGGAGAUGCAGGACAGAAUGCACAUCCUGGAGGACCUGAAUAUGCUGUACAUCCGACAGAUGGCACUCAGCCUGGAGGACACAGAACUGCAGAGGAAGCUCGACCAUGAGAUCCGGAUGAGGGAAGGGGCCUGCAAGCUGCUGGCGGCCUGCUCCCAGCGCGAGCAGGCUCUAGAGGCCACCAAGAGCCUGCUGGUGUGCAACAGCCGCAUCCUCAGCUACAUGGGCGAGCUGCAGCGGCGCAAGGAGGCGCAGGUGCUGGGGAAGACAGGCCGGCGGCCUUCCGACAGCGGGCCACCCGCUGAGCGCUCCCCGUGCAGAGGCCGUGUCUGCAUCUCUGACCUGAGGAUUCCACUCAUGUGGAAGGACACAGAGUAUUUCAAGAACAAAGGUGACCUGCACCGCUGGGCUGUGUUCCUGUUGCUGCAGCUUGGGGAACAGAUUCAGGACACAGAGAUGAUCCUGGUGGACAGGACCCUCACGGACAUCUCCUUUCAGAGCAGCGUGCUCUUCACAGAGGCGGGGCCAGACUUUGAGCUGCGGCUGGAGCUAUAUGGAGCCUGUGUGGAAGAGGAGGGCGCCCUGGCUGGUGCCCCCAAGAGACUAGCCACCAAACUGAGCAGCUCCCUGGGCCGCUCCUCAGGGCGACGUGUCCGGGCAUCGCUGGACAGUGCUGGGGGCACGGGGAGCAGUCCCAUCCUGCUCCCCACCCCGGCCGUGGGUGGUCCCCGUUACCACCUCCUGGCUCACACCAUGCUCACCCUGACAGCAGUGCAAGAUGGGUUCCGCACACAUGACCUUACUCUUGCCAGUCACGAGGAGAACCCCGCCUGGCUGCCCCUGUACGGCAGCGUGUGCUGCCGCCUGGCAGCCCAGCCUCUCUGCAUGACUCAGCCCAGUGCAAGUGGUACCGUCAGGGUGCAGCAAGCUGGGGAGCUGCAGAACUGGGCCCGAGUGCACGGAGUCCUGAAAGGCACAAACAUCUUCUGUUACCGGAGACCUGAGGAUGCAGACGCUGGCGAAGAGCCAUUGCUUACUAUUGCGAUUAACAAGGAGACCCGCGUCCGGGCAGGGGAGCGGGAUCAGGCCCCAGGCCGGCCCUUCACCCUAAGCAUCAGUAACCGGUAUGGGAAUGAUGAGGUGACGCAUGUCCUUCAGACAGAGAGCCGGGAAGCCCUGCAGAGCUGGAUGGAGGCCCUGUGGCAGCUUUUCUUCGACAUGAGCCAAUGGAAGCAGUGCUGUGAUGAGAUCAUGAAAAUCGAAACUCCUGCCCCCCGGAAACCACCCCUAGCACUGGCCAAGCAGGGCUCCUUGUACCACGAAAUGGCUAUUGAGCCGCUGGAUGACAUCGCAGCGGUGACAGACAUCCUGGCCCAGCGAGAGGGCACGAGGCUGGAGACACCCCCACCUUGGCUAGCCAUGUUUACAGACCAGCCCGCCCUGCCCAGCCCCUGCUCAGCUGCCCCAGCCUGGACCCACCCCCUGUCCUGGGGGCGACCCCGAACCUUUUCCUUGGAUGCUGUCCCCCCAGACCACUGCCCUGGGGCUUCCCGCUCGGUCGCCCCUCUCCCCCCGCAGCGAUCCCCACGGUCCAGAGGCCUCUGCAGCAAAGGCCUGCCCCGCACUUGGCUCCAGUCACCAGUGUGAGAGAAAGGUGCUGGCACCAGGAUCUGGCCAGAAGAGAAAGUGACCAAAUGCAAGUGGGCUCUGGAUACAGCACUGCCCCAGCAAGUUGGCCAGUUUGGCCACUUCUUCCUCUGCUGGACCGGGGGUAGGCUGGGGAGGGGGAGCAGAAGACUCUUGAAGCUGUGGUUGCCAUGGUACUAAGAGGCUCAUUCCUGAGGCUGGCCAGGACCCCCCCCCACCGAACCUUUCCUGGGAGAAAACUGGAAUCAACCCUACCCUACCUCCCUGCACUAACCAGCUUUGAGGAUGGCGCUCAGGAGCCGUGGGAGAGAACACGUCUCCCUGUGACUAUACACCGACCAUUAAAGUUAUUUAACAGCA
Molecule: messenger RNA, 3135 nt
Organism: Oryctolagus cuniculus (rabbit)
Lineage: Eukaryota; Metazoa; Chordata; Mammalia; Lagomorpha; Leporidae
Source: RefSeq, a predicted model, not a curated record